UUUUUUUAGCUUCUUCGUUUAAUUUUCUGAUUUAGAUCUUUAAAAAAAGUUUCAAGUUUCUAAGAUUAUCGUGAUUCUCGACAGGCUAGACGCGAUCAAAACCGAUCUUCGAUUCUUGAUUCUUGAUCUGUAUAGUUGUUGUGCCUGUUUCGGAAACAUUUGAUUCUGGUUGUGAAAGAGGAAAGAUGGUUUCGUUGCAAGGACCGGUGAUUUGCCCUGCCGUUCGGAGCAAGCAAUUUGGGUUUAAUACGCCUCUGGCAAAUGUUCUUUUCCCGAGAGCUAGAUCGCAUAGAAGUGAUAUAUGGGGAUGUAGAGGGAUAAUUGAUGGAAAGAAUAAAUCGCGUGCUUUAUUUCGCCAACUCAAAUUACGCAAGCGCAGGACCACGGUGCAGUGCAAUUUCAGCUCCUCUUCAGAUGGGAAUGGAAGCACGGCCGAGAAUUUCAAUGAAAAUGAUGAAGAUUACGUUGAAUCCUGUGUGCUGGAAGCUGUUGAGGUGAGGAGUGGAGCUGAUGGAUUUAUGGUCAAAAUGAGGGACGGCAGGCAUUUAAGAUGCGUCCAUAACAAUCCUCAAGGCGGGCAUUUGCAGGAUUAUGCACCGCACCCUGCCAUCGUUCUGAAGAUGGAAGAUGGGACUGGUCUUCUUCUUCCAAUCAUUGUUUUGGAGAUGCCAAGUGUGUUGCUAAUGGCAGCAGUGCGCAAUGUCCAAAUUGCUAGACCUACUAUGUAUCAAGUAGUGAAGGACAUGAUUGACAAGAUGGGCUACCAAGUAAAGCUUGUCAGAGUUACUAAAAGAGUGCAUGAGGCCUACUUUUCUCAGUUGUACCUCACAAAGGUGGGUGAUGAGUCAGAGCCUGUCAUUUUUGACCUUAGGCCUUCUGAUGCCAUCAACAUUGCUGUGAGAUGCAAGGUUUCUAUACAAGUGAAUAAGUACUUGGCAUACAGUGAUGGGAUGCGAGUGAUUGAAUCAGGGAAGCCAUCAGUGCUGUCUCCAGCUUCAGAUGGGUUAUUAUUCACUGAACAGGACCGGCCAAGUGGUCAGCUUUGUCUCGAUACAGAGGAAUUUAAUAUGGUCUGCAACUUAAAUGAGGCUAUCACUCAGGAACGCUACAAGGAUGCUGCCGACUUGAGAGACAAACUUCGUAAGUUCCAGGCUCAAAGGAAGCUGAGGAAACAUACAUAACAGGUGAUAUAUACUAAACCCAAAAUAGGGUGCACCCUGAAGUUGUCCUUGGUGACUUCAAUAUCAAAGGGAGUUAUUGUUGGAACUUGGAAGGUGAUAAACUAGAUAGUUGGAGACUACACACGACAGUAACAGUUGUUUCUUUCAUCUUGUACCAAAUAUAAAUGUACAAGUGAAGUCUGUGAAUAUAUAUAUAUAUAUAUAUAUAUAUAUGUACAGUACAAACGCAGUUUAGUAUUGGUGAUAUAAUAUAAGCACCUUUGUUUAUGCUUAUCAAUUGAUAAUUGAGCUGCUUAUUACGGACA
This is a messenger RNA of Hibiscus syriacus, 1486 nucleotides long. RefSeq names its product bifunctional nuclease 1-like. The transcript is spliced from 11 exons. The record is from RefSeq and is a predicted model, not a curated record. Gene Ontology annotation, cellular component: nucleus; VCB complex. NCBI's taxonomy places the organism in Eukaryota, Viridiplantae, Streptophyta, Magnoliopsida, Malvales, Malvaceae. Gene Ontology annotation, biological process: protein ubiquitination. Gene Ontology annotation, molecular function: nuclease activity. Bases 186 to 1181 code for a protein of 331 amino acids.